CGAAUUCGUCCGCGUCUAGCUCGAACGCCGCCGCAGCAGCAAGGAACCAGCCAACCUCCCGCGCCGUCGCCAUGCAAGCGAUCGCGUCCGCGCGCGUCUCCGCGUCGACCGCGCGGGAUCGCUCCGUCUCCGUCGCCGCGGGCUCGAGACGCGGCGUCGUCGCGACGUUCGCGCCCGCGCGGAGAACGCGCGAGGCGUCGCGCGCGUCGCGUCUCGUCGUCAACGCGGGGAAUGUCCAGCAAGUGAACAAGGACGAGCUCGAGAAGGUCAUGGAGGACCGAUCGACGCCGCUGAUCAUCGACUUCUUCGCGACGUGGUGCGGUCCGUGCGUCUUGCUCGCGUCCGAGCUCGAGAAGGUCAAAGAAGAGCUCGGGGAUUCCGUCCGAAUCGUCAAGGUUGACACGGACAAGGAAGAGGAGCUCUCGUCUCAGCUGCAGAUUCAAGGCUUGCCGACGCUCGUGUUCGUGGGCACGGACAAGACGAAGCCGGCGCUGAGGACGGAGGGGAUGCUUCCCGCGGAGAUGGUCAAGAACAUCAUCGCGAACGAGCUCUGAGGCGGGCGCGAUGUGAUCGUCGAAGGAGGGAGCGCGUUCUUUCCUUCCUUCCUUCUUCCUCUCUCGAGCGUGUAUCUACUAUCGUGAUUUGGUUGCCAUGAA
This is a messenger RNA of Micromonas pusilla CCMP1545, 656 nucleotides long. Its product is annotated as thioredoxin-related protein. Gene Ontology annotation, molecular function: protein-disulfide reductase activity. Gene Ontology annotation, biological process: cell redox homeostasis. The record is from RefSeq and is a predicted model, not a curated record. The transcript is spliced from 2 exons. Lineage: Eukaryota; Viridiplantae; Chlorophyta; Mamiellophyceae; Mamiellales; Mamiellaceae. The coding region runs from base 72 to 554 and encodes 160 amino acids.